Talpa occidentalis (Iberian mole) is the source of this 452-nucleotide messenger RNA. RefSeq names its product olfactory receptor 1500-like. The coding region runs from base 13 to 414 and encodes 133 amino acids. Gene Ontology annotation, cellular component: membrane. The transcript is spliced from 2 exons. Gene Ontology annotation, biological process: G protein-coupled receptor signaling pathway. Gene Ontology annotation, molecular function: olfactory receptor activity. NCBI's taxonomy places the organism in Eukaryota, Metazoa, Chordata, Mammalia, Eulipotyphla, Talpidae. The record is from RefSeq and is a predicted model, not a curated record.
ACACUCCUGAAGAUGAGCUGCUCAGACAUCUCUAUCAAUGAGUCGGUCCUCAGUAUUGAGGGAGGGUUGAUUGUCAUGACACCUUUUAGUGGUGUCGUUGGCUCCUAUAUCCUCAUUUGGACCACUGUUCUGAGAGAACCCUCUGCUAAGAAAUUCUUCAAAGUCCUUUCGACCUGUGGCUCCCACCUCCUCGUUGUGUCUUUAUUCUAUGGGACCAUUGCAGAAGUUUACCUGUUUUCUUCUUCAGCCCCCUCCAGUGAUGAAAAGGUCUUUGGGUUGGAGAGUAGGAGCAUCUUCAGUGGCAAGAAUGAAGACGGAAUAUCCUUCAGUCCCACCAACUCUACGAAAUCCCUUCCUUUCUUCCCUUCGCUCCUUACAGUCCAUGGAAGGAGAGGAUCAGAAAUAAUAUCAUAAAAUAUUCUGCUGAUGUAAGUUGAACUUCCCAUAAUAAA